Molecule: messenger RNA, 844 nt
Organism: Perca flavescens (yellow perch)
Lineage: Eukaryota; Metazoa; Chordata; Actinopteri; Perciformes; Percidae
Gene: drc8
Product: dynein regulatory complex subunit 8
Exons: 7
Coding region: 68-556 (162 amino acids)
Molecular function (GO): calcium ion binding
Source: RefSeq, a predicted model, not a curated record
AGCUAGCUAGCUGCUCCUUUGACAAAAACAGUAGGUUGCUAGGCAACAGAAAAACAACCGGGCAAGGAUGGCGGACAGCACGCAAAGUGCAGAGGCCAUAGUGUCAGAUGUCCACAAGAAGAUCAGAGCUGCUUUUGAAGCGUUUGACUAUGAGUCUAACAACACAGUGGAUGUCAGGGAGAUCGGCACCAUCAUCUAUUCCCUGGGUUGCUUCCCCACUCAGGCAAACCUACAUGACUUAAUAGCUGAGGUUGAAGAGGACCACACAGGAUAUAUUCAUUUGGACAAGUUCCUCCCAGCCAUGACCAAAGUGCUGCUGGAUCACAAGUUCCCGUGUAUCCCUGAGGACCUUCUGCUUCAGGCCUUUGAGGUUUUGGACAAAGAAAAGAAAGGGUACUUGGAGCCUGAGGAGCUGACAAAGUACAUGACACAGGAAGGUGAGGUCUUCACUCAGGAGGAGAUGGAUGAGAUGCUGACAGCACUCGCUGACCCUGAGAAGAACCUCGUCUAUUACAAAGACUUAAUCAGCCAGCUGACCAUUGACCCUGACAUGUAAACACUGUCACAGUGUCACAGUGUGUGUGUUUGGUGUUUGGGUCCAUAUCUGCAUGUCUUAAUGUGGUAGUUCCAAUAUGGUAUAAUAAACAAAUGUACAUAUCUCCUCCUGACUUUGUGUUUCGAAAACUGUCUUUCAACUCAGAUGAAAUGUGAUUUGCUCAAAUUGGCAGAUUUGGGAUAUGUAUCCCAAUUUUGGCAUAACAUGUCUACUGUAUGUUUUAUGCUCCCAUCCAUUUACAUAUUGUACAACCUCACUUUCAUUAUGUCCAAGUCUUUCACAAUCACA